AUGGCAAACGAAGAUAAUGAUCGAAAUCACCGUUCUCGUUCAAGAGAGCGUGAUAGGCGGCGUAAACGUUCAAAAUCAAGAGAUCGCAACGAGAAAAGACGUCGAUCUCGGUCAAAAGAAAAACGACGAGACAGUCGCUCUCGUUCACCACGUGAUCGCGAUCGCAAAAAGGAGAAAGUUGAUAAAAAACCAAAAAAAUACAAAUACUGGGAUGUACCACCUGCUGGUUUUGAACAUAUCACACCUAUGCAGUACAAAACAAUGCAAGCAUCGGGCCAAAUAUCUCAGAUUUUCAGCGGUAAAGACUGGAGUGCUAAUACAGCAGCUGCAACACCCGUCCUAGGAAGUCAUGUUGUUCAUCAAUCGAGACGUUUAUAUGUUGGUAACAUACCGUUUGGAGUGUCAGAAACAGCAAUGAUGGAUUUUUUUAAUCAACAAAUGCAUCUGACUGGUUUAUCCCAAACAGAGGGAAACCCUGUGAUUGCUGUACAAAUUAAUUUGGAUAAAAACUUCGCUUUUCUUGAAUUUCGUUCCAUUGAUGAAACAACAGCAGCAAUGGCAUUCGAUGGAAUUGUAUUUCAAGGACAGUCAUUGAAAAUUCGUCGUCCACGCGAUUAUCAGCCAAUGCCAGGCAUAUCCGACCAACCGAAUCUAAACGUUCCAGGUGUUAUAUCUACUGUUGUAGCUGAUAGCCCAUUUAAGAUAUUCAUCGGUGGUUUACCAAAUUAUUUAAAUGAUGAUCAGGUGAAAGAAUUACUCAUGUCAUUUGGUCCAUUGAAAGCAUUCAAUCUUGUGAAAGAUGCAGCAACUGGACUAUCGAAAGGAUACGCGUUCUGUGAAUACGUUGAUGCUGGAGUUACCGAUGCUGCCAUUCAAGGUCUAAAUGGAAUGCAACUGGGAGACAAAAAACUGAUUGUUCAAUUAGCCAGUGUUGGAGCUAAAAAUAUGCCAGGAAUGACAUCUGUCCCAGUCAAUGUUCAAGUUCCUGGUUUAAAUUUAUCUUCCGGAUCUGGACCAACAACAGAAGUUCUGUGUUUGUUAAAUAUGGUUACAGAAGACGAGUUAAGAGAUGAUGAAGAAUUUGAAGAUAUAAUGGAGGAUGUCCGUGAAGAAUGUGGAAAAUAUGGUUUUGUUAAAAGUCUUGAAAUACCACGCCCAAUUAUGGGGGUUGACGUGCCAGGAGUUGGAAAGAUAUUUGUGGAAUUUACAUCCAUUAGUGAAUGUCAAAAGGCUCAACAAGCACUAACAGGCCGAAAAUUUGCCAAUCGUGUUGUCGUGACAUCUUACUAUGAUCCAGAUAAAUAUCAUAGACGAGAAUUUUGA
This is a messenger RNA of Didymodactylos carnosus, 1323 nucleotides long. The record is from the annotation of a GenBank genome assembly. NCBI's taxonomy places the organism in Eukaryota, Metazoa, Rotifera, Eurotatoria, Philodinida, Philodinidae.